Messenger RNA from Etheostoma spectabile (orangethroat darter), 1415 nucleotides. It is a transcript of the gene eif4a2, whose product is annotated as eukaryotic translation initiation factor 4A2. NCBI's taxonomy places the organism in Eukaryota, Metazoa, Chordata, Actinopteri, Perciformes, Percidae. Gene Ontology annotation, molecular function: RNA helicase activity; ATP binding; nucleic acid binding. The transcript is spliced from 11 exons. The coding region runs from base 98 to 1327 and encodes 409 amino acids. The record is from RefSeq and is a predicted model, not a curated record.
UUUUAAGUUAGUGAGUAAAAAAAGUGCGGCUGCAUAAAGGCAGUGGGCAUCGCCAUCAGCGAUCUUUCCAGUCGCAUGGUGAAGUUAGGAACGGAUCAUGUCUAGCGAUUCUGCUGAUUUUAACAGCUCAAAAGACCAUGGGGGGCCAGAUGGAAUGGAGCCUGAUGGUGUUAUCGAGAGUAACUGGAAUGAGAUUACAGACAACUUUGAUGAUAUGAGCCUGAAGGAGACUCUUCUCCGGGGGAUAUAUGCAUAUGGUUUUGAAAAGCCAUCUGCCAUUCAACAAAGGGCAAUCAUACCUUGCAUCAAAGGCUAUGAUGUCAUUGCCCAGGCUCAGUCGGGCACUGGCAAGACGGCCACGUUUGCCAUCUCUAUCUUGCAGCAACUGGACAUAGAGGUGAAGGAGACUCAGGCUCUGGUGUUGGCUCCCACCAGAGAGCUGGCUCAGCAGAUCCAGAAGGUCAUUCUGGCUCUGGGUGACUACAUGGGGGCAGCAUGCCAUGCCUGCAUUGGAGGGACUGAUCUCCGUGCUGAAAUAACAAAGCUCCAGGCUGAGGCCCCUCACAUUGUGGUGGGCACACCAGGACGUGUGUAUGACAUGCUUAGCAGGGGACAUCUGUCUGCAAAAUGUAUCAAGAUGUUUGUUCUGGAUGAAGCUGAUGAGAUGUUGAGUCGAGGGUUCAAAGAUCAAAUCUAUGAGAUCUUCCAGAAGCAGAGCACAAACAUUCAAGUGGUCCUACUCUCUGCCACCAUGCCAGCAGAGGUGUUGGAGGUGACUAAGAAGUUUAUGCGAGAACCCAUUCGCAUCUUGGUGAAGAAAGAAGAGCUUACCCUCGAGGGUAUCAAGCAAUUCUACAUAAAUGUGGAGAGAGAGGAGUGGAAGCUGGACACCUUGUGUGAUCUGUAUGAAACACUGACUAUCACACAGGCUGUUAUUUUCCUCAACACCAGGAGAAAAGUCGACUGGUUGACUGAGAAGAUGCAUGCUAGAGACUUCACCGUCUCUGCUCUGCAUGGUGAUAUGGACCAGAAGGAGCGUGAUGUGAUUAUGAGAGAGUUUAGGUCUGGCUCAAGCAGAGUGUUGAUUACUACUGAUCUUCUGGCUCGUGGAAUCGAUGUCCAGCAGGUUUCCCUGGUCAUUAAUUAUGACCUUCCUACAAACCGAGAGAACUACAUUCAUAGAAUUGGUCGUGGUGGCCGUUUUGGAAGAAAAGGAGUUGCUAUCAACUUCGUCACUGAGGAGGACAAGAGGAUUCUUCGGGAUAUCGAGACAUUUUACAAUACUACCGUGGAGGAGAUGCCCAUGAAUGUGGCAGACCUGAUUUGAGCCCUGAGGUUAUUCUUUUCUUUCUUUUUUUUUAAACGCAGUGAUAGCGAUCGUCCACUUGCAUUGUUCUUAUAAUAUUCGAAGGGGG